Messenger RNA from Solea senegalensis (Senegalese sole), 4060 nucleotides. RefSeq names its product serine-rich adhesin for platelets-like. The transcript has 8 exons. The record is from RefSeq and is a predicted model, not a curated record. Bases 64 to 3708 code for a protein of 1214 amino acids. Lineage: Eukaryota; Metazoa; Chordata; Actinopteri; Pleuronectiformes; Soleidae.
CCAGAAACAUCCACGCCAGAGCUAACUUCCUCCGGACAGACUUCAACUUCGACAAGUGAAUCCAUGACAUCUUCUCCUCUGACCACCCUGACAAGUUCAACACAAGCAUCGACCACCGUAGCUACAGAAGCUUCACAGACGCCUUCCCCGGACACAGAUUUGACAACUCCAUCACCAUCCCAAAUGCCAUCCACAUCGACAGUUGAACCUUCAGUGUCCCUGUCAUCCACAAUUAUUCCCACAAGUGAAGCAACAACGAUCCAAGAAUCAACAACUGCUACUAGUGUCUCUCAAACAACUUCAACUGAACCUAACUCCUCAACACAGACAACCGCAUUCUCCACGACAAGUUCAUCUGAGACUUCUUUGCCCUCUUCAUCAACUGUCAGCUCUACACAGAUCUCAACACAGCAAUCUACUGAAACUUUGUCAACCGCAAGUGAGGCAACCACGGAAGAGGAAACAUCAAUUCACACUUCGAGCACACCAGAAACAUCCACGCCAGAGCUUACUUCCUCCGGACAGACUUCAACUUCGACAAGUGAAUCCAUGACAUCUUCUCCUCUGACCACCCUGACAAGUUCAACACAAGCAUCGACCACCGUAGCUACAGAAGCUUCACAGACGCCUUCCCCGGACACAGAUUUGACAACUCCAUCAACAUCCCAAAUGCCAUCCACAUCGACAGUUGAACCUUCAGUGUCCCUGUCAUCCACAAUUAUUCCCACAAGUGAAGCAACAACGAUCCAAGAAUCAACAACUGCUACUAGUGUCUCUCAAACAACUUCAACUGAACCUAACUCCUCAACACAGACAACCGCAUUCUCCACGACAAGUUCAUCUGAGACUUCUUUGCCCUCUUCAUCAACUGUCAGCUCUACACAGAUCUCAACACAGCAAUCUACUGAAACUUUGUCAACCGCAAGUGAGGCAACCACGGAAGACGAAACAUCAAUUCACACUUCGAGCACACCAGAAACAUCCACGCCAGAGCUUACUUCCUCCGGACAGACUUCAACUUCGACAAGUGAAUCCAUGACAUCUUCUCCUCUGACCACCCUGACAAGUUCAACACAAGCAUCGACCACCGUAGCUACAGAAGCUUCACAGACGCCUUCCCCGGACACAGAUUUGACAACUCCAUCAACAUCCCAAAUGCCAUCCACAUCGACAGUUGAACCUUCAGUGUCCCUGUCAUCCACAAUUAUUCCCACAAGUGAAGCAACAACGAUCCAAGAAUCAACAACUGCUACUAGUGUCUCUCAAACAACUUCAACUGAACCUAACUCCUCAACACAGACAACCGCAUUCUCCACGACAAGUUCAUCUGAGACUUCUUUGCCCUCUUCAUCAACUGUCAGCUCUACACAGCUCUCAACACAGCAAUCUACUGAAACUUUGUCAACCGCAAGUGAGGCAACCACGGAAGAGGAAACAUCAAUUCACACUUCGAGCACACCAGAAACAUCCACGCCAGAGCUUACUUCCUCCGGACAGACUUCAACUUCGACAAGUGAAUCCAUGACAGCUUCUCCUCUGACCACCCUGACAAGUUCAACACAAGCAUCGACCACCGUAGCUACAGAAGCUUCACAGACGCCUUCCCCGGACACAGAUUUGACAACUCCAUCAACAUCCCAAAUGCCAUUCACAUCGACAGUUGAACCUUCAGUGUCCCUGUCAUCCACAAUUAUUCCCACAAGUGAAGCAACAACGAUCCAAGAAUCAACAACUGCUACUAGUGUCUCUCAAACAACUUCAACUGAACCUAACUCCUCAACACAGACAACCGCAUUCUCCACGACAAGUUCAUCUGAGACUUCUUUGCCCUCUUCAUCAACUGUCAGCUCUACACAGAUCUCAACACAGCAAUCUACUGAAACUUUGUCAACCGCAAGUGAGGCAACCACGGAAGACGAAACAUCAAUUCACACUUCGAGCACACCAGAAACAUCCACGCCAGAGCUUACUUCCUCCAGACAGACUUCAACUUCGACAAGUGAAUCCAUGACAUCUUCUCCUCUGACCACCCUGACAAGUUCAACACAAGCAUCGACCACCGUAGCAACAGAAGCUUCACAGACGCCUUCCCCGGACACAGAUUUGACAACUCCAUCAACAUCCCAAAUGCCAUCCACAUCGACAGUUGAACCUUCAGUGUCCCUGUCAUCCACAAUUAUUCCCACAAGUGAAGCAACAACGAUCCAAGAAUCAACAACUGCUACUAGUGUCUCUCAAACAACUUCAACUGAACCUAACUCCUCAACACAGACAACCGCAUUCUCCACGACAAGUUCAUCUGAGACUUCUUUGCCCUCUUCAUCAACUGUCAGCUCUACACAGAUCUCAACACAGCAAUCUACUGAAACUUUGUCAACCGCAAGUGAGGCAACCACGGAAGAGGAAACAUCAAUUCACACUUCGAGCACACCAGAAACAUCCACGCCAGAGCUUACUUCCUCCGGACAGACUUCAACUUCGACAAGUGAAUCCAUGACAUCUUCUCCUCUGACCACCCUGACAAGUUCAACACAAGCAUCGACCACCGUAGCUACAGAAGCUUCACAGACGCCUUCCCCGGACACAGAUUUGACAACUCCAUCAACAUCCCAAAUGCCAUCCACAUCGACAGUUUUCUUCACAACAACUUCAUCUGAGACUUCUUUGCCUUCGUCAUCAUCUGUCAGCUCUCCACACAUCUCAACACAGCAAUCUACUGAAACUUUGUCAACCACUUUACAAAGUGUUUCCACAGAAACAGUUUUCACCACAAGACCAACGCUAACAUCUCAGUCAACAACAGCAUCUUGUCAAGAUUUUGUUUAUGGUGUUGACUGUUCAUAUGGACAAAAUAACACUGUUCCCACUAUUGAUACUGGAGCACUUCCCUCUCGUAAAGCAACUUUUAUUCUGAAAAUACUUGUUGAUUUUUCACCUGCUUUUAAUGAUUUAACCUCAGCUGCAUCAUUGGAAUUCAUCAGCACAUUGGAACUGGUGCUCACAUCCUUAUGCCGAGGGGCAGACUCACAGACCUUUAAACUGGUCAAAGUCAAAAGUUUAAAAGAAGGAUCUGUUGUUGCACAGAGUGAGGCAGAGUACAUCUAUCCAAAUAAUGAAACUCAAAUCGAGUUUGUCAACACUCAGCUCGAUGCGGAGUUGACCAGUAUACUGAAUAGUACGGACAGCCGGGAUCAGAUUUCUCAAGCCUUCAACAACAGCAAAGUGACAUUAAACGAAGUCGCCUUCUUGCCACCUGAAGUUUACAACAUAACAGACCUGAUGCCUUAUGUUAACUGCUCUCACUUUGCUCAAUACACUGCUGAGGUCAUUGAUGGUCAAUGGCAGUGUGUUGGACCUUGCAAAACAAACCCUGAUUACUGUAAUCGACAUGGAGAAUGCCUCAAUGACAUUCAAAAAGGCCCUGUUUGUAGGUGCUUUGAGUCGAGCCUAGAACAAUUUUAUGGCCCACAGUGUGAACACUUCCGUCGGGGGCCAGGUUUCUAUGGAGCCCUGUUUGGGUCACUGGCAGCAGCACUUGUGGCCUUAAUCAUUGUUAUCAUAGCUGUCUAUGUCACAAAGAAAUACACUGGAGUUUGGAAAAGGAGAGACUCCUACAAUGGAAAACUGUCAGAGUUUGAGGAGGAUUUCUUUGAUUUCUCUGAUACAGGUCACUACAAAACGUCCAGAGGUUUUAAACAUCAACCCUAAAUGAAGGCUUUUAGAUAAGUUUAAAUGAUUAAAAACCCAUUUGUAUUUCAUGGCUAUUUAAUCCUAAGGGGGUAAAAACAAAGUGGCCGCCCUUAUUGAGCUUUUUAAGACUUAGUGGUCAGUCCAAGUCACAUGACAGAUCACGUGCAACAGAAAAAUAUUUCAAGCAAUCACAUUAAUUAAUGUAUUACACGUAUUUGUUAAAUUUAUUUUUACUAUAAUGUUUCAAUGGUAGUAAUAAAAAAAAUAUGAGUAGCCAACUGUACAUAACAGAAGAAAUAAUAUAUUGCUAUUUUUUUUGUCAUUUUAAAUCACUGUUGAUUUUUGUGUCCUAUAAAUUUAAGCAUCUAAA